Messenger RNA from Pezoporus flaviventris, 4922 nucleotides. It is a transcript of the gene ITGAE, whose product is annotated as integrin subunit alpha E. Gene Ontology annotation, molecular function: integrin binding. The record is from RefSeq and is a predicted model, not a curated record. Gene Ontology annotation, cellular component: external side of plasma membrane; integrin complex. Gene Ontology annotation, biological process: cell adhesion mediated by integrin; integrin-mediated signaling pathway; cell-matrix adhesion. Lineage: Eukaryota; Metazoa; Chordata; Aves; Psittaciformes; Psittacidae.
GCAUACUUUCAGAGCUUCAGCCUCUCUCAGAAAGGAAGAGAUGUGACUAUAAGGCCUUAUAAAAUUCCUAACGCCAUGUCACCCAGAACUGUGCUGAACACACUGCCACACGAGUUAGUGAUUUUUCAGGACUUUAUGUCAGUUUACACAGCCACAUCUGUAAAUGUCACAGCUGAUGUUGCAUUGGAUGCACCUUUCAUACAGGCAAUGGCUCAUGAUAACCCUGGAAAAGCUGCAGGCUACAAAUGUUGGCAAAACCUUUCCUUCAUGGUCAAGUCCUUGAGGAGCUUUAAUGUUGACACUGGCAAGACAUGGAUCACACCACACACAGCCUCUUUGUUGUGGCCCUCUGUUCUUCAGCACUGGGAUGGAAACACGGCCAUGAUUUUGGCUACUUCCUCAGUAGACAAGGGGCUGGGCAGGCUGAGGAAGUGCACCAUUUUGCAGGAGGAGAUCCAGUGCCAGGAGAUACCUCUGCGAGGAAAUAUUAAAGGCUCCAAAAACGUCCAGGAUGGCGGCAUAGCUAUUGACAGGAAUUCAGAUUGGAUCCUGGCUUGCCUGCAGAAGAAGCACCACCGACCCUUCACUACCACCGAGGACAUGAAUGGAGUCUGUACUCUGCUCACCACCAACCUGCACAGCACAGCCUUCCUCAACCUCACCAAGAUGGUUGAGACCAAAUUAAAAGGCAUUCAAAGUAGAACCAGCAACAAGAAGAUUGCUGAAGGGAGCAGCUCUGUCAGCACAGACACCACCAGCAGUGCUUGUGGUGAGCUCUUUGGUAGCACACAAAACAGCUCUAUGUGCAAAGAAGUGGGAACAGAGAUUGCUGUCAUUCUGGCUGGAUCAGAGAACACUAAGCCAGACGAUUUCCAAAAUGCCAAGACCUCUGUCCUCAAUCUGAUGAAGUCAUUGUGGCAGAAAUGCUCAAAGAUCAGGUUUGCUGUGGUGCAGGGUGGAGCACAGAUCCAAACUGAACUGAGCCUGCAAGAGAGCUGCAACAGGCUAACUGCUUUCUUCAAAGUCAGGAACAUCAAGCAGCAGAGCUCACAGACUGACAUCGCAGCCACACUGCAGCAUGUGUUGAAUAAAGUCUUUGAAAGCCAUGACUUCAGCCAGACUGUUAACAAGAUAAUCAUUGUCAUGGCAUCUGGGCAAGUGCUUCUGGAAAACCAUAGGUUGGGAAAUGUCAUGAACUCCUUGGACAUGGCUAGGGUCAAACUCUAUGCUCCUGGGAUUGGAGAGUUCACAAGCAACCAGUGGGUCCCAGAAGAGCUGCAGAAAGUUAGAGGCGACAGGUUCAUUCUGUCCACACAUGAAGAUUUUGACAGUUUCCUUUCAGAGCUGGAGAGAGAGACUCUGAGAGAUUCAGCUGAAAAUACUCCAGCUGAAGCACCAGGGCACAGAAAACCUAAUAACAGUGGGGACAGCAGGCUCCCGUCUUGGAUGGAGGAGGACGAAGAGGAGGAGGAGGAAGAUGGCUUGUCUUCUGGAACUGAGAUUGCUUUUGUCCUGGAUGGAUCAGGGAGCAUUGAGCCCGAGGAUUUUGAAAGAGCAAAAGGAUUCAUCCAUAAGAUGAUGAAAAUGCUGUAUGAGAAGUGCUUUCAGUGCAAUUUUGCAGUGGUGCAGUAUGGGUUUGAAAUCAGAACGGAGUUCGACCUGCGAGAAAACUGGAAUCCUCAUGCCACCCUCCAGAAAGUACUUGAUAUUGUGCAGGUGUGCAAUGUGACAAAAACAGCAUCUGCCAUGCAGUAUGUCCUGGAUUAUAUCUUCACUGAAAGUCAUGGGUCCCACAAGGAUGCAGCCAAGGUCAUGAUUGUGCUUACAGAUGGGGAAAUACUCCUGGAUGAAAUGAACUUGACAACUGUUAUAAAUUCACCCAAAAUGGCAGGAAUCAAGCGUUAUGCUAUUGGAGUGGGAGACGCCUUCAAAAAACCAAAGGCCCUAAACGAAUUGCGGCUGAUUGCCUCUGGUUCAGAUGACACUAAUGUAUUUCAGGUGACCAAUUAUUCAGCAUUAGAUGGGCUGAUUUCAACCCUGCAGCAGAGUAUUAUUGGUAUAGAAGGUACACAGGGUGAUGCUCUGGAAUAUGAACUUGCACAAGCUGGUUUCAAUGUGCAGAUCUUGGAUAAGCAAGUCUUAAUCUUUGGUGCAGUGGGGGCCUUUGACUGGUCUGGUGGAAUUCUGCUGUAUGAUCUGGCAACCAAGACUGCUGUUUUCCUGAAUGAAUCUAAAGAAGCAGCCCAACAAGCAAAAUACGGUUACCUAGGGUACAGCGUGGCAGUGGUACACACAGAAUAUGGACCCUUGUACGUGGCUGGAGCUCCACGGCACAGCAUGAACGGGAAGGUGUUGGUGUUUCAGGAUGGCCACUUAAAACAAACACUGCAAGGAGAACAGGUUGGAUCUUAUUUUGGAUCUGAGCUCUGCCCAGUUGAUGUGAACCGUGAUGGGGUGACAGAUCUUCUCCUUGUUGGAGCUCCAUUUUACCACAUUCGAGGGGAAGAAGGAAGGGUUUACGUCUAUCGCCUGGAGACAGAGACUGGAUCAUUCACCUUGAAAGAACACUUAGAUGUGCAGGUGACCUCUCCUUUUGCAAGGUUUGGGUUUACUGUGGCCAGCAUUGGAGACAUCAAUGGGGAUGGAUAUGAGGAUAUUGCAGUUGGAGCCCCCCUUGAAGAUCAGCUUUCAUACGCUUCCUCUUUCGGCAGCAUUUACAUCUUUAAUGGGGAUAAAGACAGGAUCAAGAGCUCUUUUUCUCAAAGAGUAAAAGCCUCAGAAAUUUCUUCAGGACUCCAGUAUUUUGGACAAUCCAUUGAUGGUGGCUUUGAUUUCACUAAUGAUGGUCUCCAAGACAUCACAGUAGGAUCACUGGCGAACGUGAUUGUGCUACGCUCGAGACCAGUUGUCCACUUUCUCACCAGCAUGAGAUUCAACCCUGACAGAAUCCUCAUUUUCCAAAAUAACAGCCUUGUCACAGCACAACUAUGUUUCAAUGCAAUCUCAGCUCUACCGAUGUCUCAACAAGAGUUUUCACAGUUGUACAUUUUCUACACGGUGGACUUAGAUGUGAAAGUGGCAAAGAGGAGAGUACAGUUUGAAGAUCAGAACACCACAACAAGUGGGAAGCUGUUGGUCGGCGAGCACAUGUGCUCUGAACUGCAGCUUUACCCACUGCCGUGUGACUCUGACUGUUUUACCAGUGUGUUUCUGAGAGUUAAACACGACAUCUUGAACAAAAAUGAUCCCAUGGAGUUUGCUGUCCCUGUGCUGGAUAGAUACCAGCCAUCAGAAAUGCAUUUUCAGUUGCCUUACAAGGAGGACUGCAACAAGACCAUCUGUGCUGCUCAGUUAACUUUGACAACUGAGAUUCAAAAGGAAUUAGUGGUGGGCUACACUAAAGAAGUGAGCAUGAAGGUUUCACUAAUGAACAGUGGAGAUAACUCAUACAUGACAACUAUGGUCUUGAAUUAUCCCAAAACCUUGCAUUUUAAGAAGGUGACAUUUGAGCCAACCUCUCCUGCUGUUCACUGUGGCCAACCAGUACCAUUAACUUCUGCAGUCUUAUCCUGUAACUGCAGAAUUGGGUAUCCAGUGUUCAAGAAGACAACUGCAGAUUUUUCAGUGAUUUGGCAACUAGAGGAAAGCAUAUUCCAAAAUAAGUCUUCGAUCACUGUGAAUAUCACAAACAUAAAUGAAAAUAGGACCAUUCUGACUGAAGAAUACAUCCUUGAUGUCAGAUAUGCAUUCACUGCAGUCCUUACCAGACCCAUUUCUUCAAUGUAUGUGAACGUUGGUGAAGGACUACUUGAAAACAAAGAAUUCAGAUUUAAUAUAAAUGGAGAAAAUCGCUUUAAUGCUACCAUCAAGUUACAGAUUUGGGUUCCCAUAAAUAUACAAGGUCACAACAUAAUGACAGUCAAAAAUGCAUCAGGAACACAGGAGGGGACGGCGUGCGCGGUCAGCGGGGAGCCGGCACCGGCAGCGCGGGGGGAGAGCGGCGGCACGGACCCCCAGGGUAUUCGGGAUGCGCAGUAUCAGAGCGUGCACUGCUCUCUCCAAAGUGACGGCGACAACAUUACCGUGAUAGCGGAACUGUCUUUAAGCAAUGCGCACCAGUUUUUAAAAAGUGGAAGUGCUUUGCUGGUCCCUGGGAAAAUCACAUUCAACAAAGAACGGUAUCUGGGCCUGGAAGAAGAGAAUCAUAAUGCUGAGAUUACUCUUAUCUUCCUGAAAGACGAAGUGUUUGAUCCCUUGCCUAUUAUUGUAAGAAGCUGCUUUGGUGGACUCUUCCUGCUGGUGUUAAUUAUUCUGCUCCUCUGGAAGUGUGGCUUUUUCAAAAGAAAAUAUAGAGCUAUGGUGGAGCAAGAGGAUACGUCCUGAAGACUGAACUGGCCAAAGCAGACAGCUCUGUAUGCUUUCCCCAGCUUUUGGAAAAAAAAAGUCUCUGGCAAAGUCAAAGUCUGGCUAAGAUGCAAAGCAAUCCAUAUUCCCUGGAAGAGCUAUGGCACUCCAGAUCUUGGCACUCUCCCAUAUUGCUGUUCUAACCAUAGGGGCCCAGCUCUUUUGGGCAAUUCGGUUACCAGCUUGUUUAAUUUGAGGUAUUUAUCACAGAGGUAUUGACAAACUCGAUUCCCCAUGAGAAAUUUUGCUUAUUGUAGAUACACUAGGAAAAAAAUCAUCUUGGAGCUUGUUAGAUUUAUGUAUUGGAUUGCAGACUUAGUUGCUGUGAUGCUGAGUGGCUCUUGAUUUUGGUAUUGAGUAGCUUCAUAAAAUUGAAAUGAAAAUUGAUUAGGGGAAGCUUUCCAUCCUGCUAUUGCUAUUGAAAAUGGAGACACAAGCAUUUUACAUAUACAUGUAUAUAUAUAUGCACAAAUUUGUGCAUUUUAAUACUGUAAAUAGUAACACAGUAUGUCCCUUGA